CUGGUAGUGUGUUCCAGAAGCUGACUUAUGUUGGAGCAAUUGUUUGGUGUAAAACAAACAAUGUGACAGCGUCAAGAAGGCCAACCCCAUGUUUCUCAACGUUUGUUCUGACAGGACAAGGUGGUGCUCCGAAGGAGUGUCGGAGAAAGAGAGACUCUCCCAUAAAAGAACAACUGUAAUCUGAAUGGUGGAAGAUUAUCACUAACUACAACAAUGCAACUGUGUGCUUGAAGAACUUGAGCUACACGUACAGGGUUGGGUCUUUAUAUUUGAUUUCAGGAGGUUUGAGUCUGAUUCCACGAGCAACCCCACAAGAGGUCUACCACUGAACAUUUUGAAGACACCUGGAUUUGAGGAUUCACUGUUGUAGUUUGUUACUUGCCUUCUUCACCACCAAGACAUGGUGCUCUGGAUUAUUUUCCCCAUUGCCCUCUCCCUUGUGUCCUGCAUUGGAACAUGGACUGUAUAUGGCCUGGCCUUCGCUAACAAUCAUGUGUGCUCUCUCAGUGACUGGGGGAAUAGAAACUACUGCAAAGUGAAUCAUACCACUAACUGUUGCCUUGUUCCCACUAUAAGCUCAAGUGGAAUCAGCGCACCAGAAAAUUCACUUUUUACAACCACCAUCAACGCUGGAUCUUUUCUGUUUUUGCUGUUCUGUAUAUUCCACCAUGCCCAUAUUAUGGAGAGACACUCAUGUCACUCCAUGCUGAGCAAGUCUGCGCUUGUCUUUGGUGUGGUGGCAGCCUUGGGGGCAUUUGCAGCAGGAAACUGUAAUCCUGGUUACCUGGCACUGCCUCACUACCUCGGAGCCGCCUUAAGUUUCAUGUGCAUCUGCUUCUACACUGUCCUGCUCACUGCGCUGACCAAGAAGUGUGUGCUGACCGGAUUUGAGAAGUUUCUCUACCCGUACCGCAUCACCUCCACUGUGGUUCAAACCAUUGUGACCAUCUGCUAUUCUUUUUUGUUUGCCCAGGACGCGUAUUAUUACGUUCACUUGUCGGCUAUAUUUGAGUGGAUGCUCAGCGUCAACCUGGAGCUGUUUGAGCUCAGCUACGUCGUGGAGUUUUGGUUCUUCUCGUCCUUCAUGAUCGCAAAUCUGCUGACCAGACGAGAGGAAGAAAAGCCUUUGAUGAUGUCGCUGCCCUGAUAUGAGGCCGCCAAGGUCCAGGUGAAGCACAUGAGCAGUGACGAUGGACUGACUACGACAUCUGGAAAGAGAUCUGUUGCUGGACCUUGGCUGGAGGACCAAUAAUUAUUUCCAUCAUGCUGCUGGAAUGGAUUUAAAGCCAUUUAUGGAUUAUGACCACUUUUAUUCUGUCCACAAUUGUUUUUUUCCUGGGCGUUCCUCAAUCCUAACUGUCAUUCUUAUUCAUUGAAAUAAGCUACAACAGCAAAUGACCAAAACAUAUCAGAUGUAUUAUGUUUUUGUGGAAGCCACGUCGAUGCUCUGCCAAAGAUCAACUAACCUGGUUCGUCUUACUCCUUAUUUAUGUUGUUGUUAAUCUGUUACUAUUUAUCGAUGUAAAUAUUAUCAAAAAUAAAGAUGCUUCAUUUGG
This is a messenger RNA of Anoplopoma fimbria (sablefish), 1556 nucleotides long. RefSeq lists its product as uncharacterized. The record is from RefSeq and is a predicted model, not a curated record. The transcript has 7 exons. Bases 401 to 1147 code for a protein of 248 amino acids. Lineage: Eukaryota; Metazoa; Chordata; Actinopteri; Perciformes; Anoplopomatidae. Gene Ontology annotation, biological process: protein localization to plasma membrane.